CCCGGCCCGGCUGGCCUCCUGCCGCAGCCUGAGCCCUCUGCGCGACCUCUGAGCGCGAACCAGGCUUGCAAGCACGCAGGGCUGGCCGCUGGCACCGCCACAGGCUGCCGAGCGGGCCUGGCUUCAGCCGGAGCCCGGCUUCCAGUCAGUAACCGUCCUGGCUCGGCCAGCUUUCUCUACCGCGAAGCGUAGGGCUCUGGCGCCGGGAGCGUCCUCCGGUUCACUGCCUCAAAGCCAGGUGAAGACCUCUGCUCUCCCUGUGGAUUACUUGCUGUACAAGACACCAGCAGUGAGAUUCCAGAGCUUAUGCGCCUGUGACCUGACCCUCCUCAUUUCGUUACUUGUAUGUGUUGGUGGAAGUUCGCAGCUCUUUGGAGCUGCUGUUUACGUGGAACCUUUGAGCCAUUUUCAGUUGACUGAAGGCUUGGACGCUGCUAGCAAUGAGCUCCCAAAGCCAUCCAGAUGGUCUUUCUGGCCGAGACCAGCCAGUGGAGCUGCUGAACCCUGCCCGCGUGAACCACAUGCCCAGCACGGUGGAUGUGGCCACGGCGCUGCCCUUGCAGGUGGCCCCCGCUGCAGUGCCCAUGGACCUGCGUCUGGACCACCAGUUCUCCUUGCCUGUGGCCGAGCCAGCACUCCGGGAGCAGCAGCUGCAGCAGGAGCUGCUGGCCCUGAAGCAGAAGCAGCAGAUCCAGCGGCAGAUCCUCAUCGCAGAGUUCCAGCGGCAGCAUGAGCAGCUGUCCCGGCAGCACGAGGCCCAGCUGCAUGAGCACAUAAAGCAGCAGCAGGAGAUGCUGGCUCUCAAGCACCAGCAGGAGCUGCUGGAGCACCAGCGCAAGCUGGAAAGGCACCGCCAGGAGCAGGAGCUGGAGAAGCAGCACCGUGAGCAGAAGCUGCAGCAGCUUAAGAACAAGGAGAAGGGGAAGGAGAGUGCUGUGGCCAGCACAGAGGUGAAGAUGAAACUACAGGAGUUUGUCCUCAACAAGAAGAAGGCGCUGGCCCACCGAAACCUGAACCAGUGCAUUUCCAGUGACCCCCGCUUCUGGUAUGGGAAGACGCAGCACAGCUCCUUGGACCAGAGCUCUCCACCCCAGACUGGAGUGUCGGCCUCCUACAACCACCCAGUCCUGGGGAUGUACGAUGCCAAAGAUGAUUUCCCUCUGAGGAAGACAGCUUCUGAGCCCAACCUGAAAUUGCGGUCCCGGCUCAAGCAGAAAGUGGCAGAGAGACGGAGCAGCCCCCUGUUGCGCAGGAAGGAUGGACCCGUGGUUACUGCUCUAAAGAAGCGCCCCCUGGAUGUCACAGACUCUGCGUGCAGCAGCGCCCCAGGCUCUGGGCCCAGCUCACCCAACAGCAGCUCCGGCAACGUCAGCACUGAGAACGGCAUCUCAUCCACCAUGCCCAGUGUCCCAGCCGAGACCAGUUUGGCACACAGACUCGUGACUCGAGAAGCCUCUGUUGCCCCACUUCCUCUCUACACGUCACCAUCCCUGCCUAACAUCACCUUGGGACUUCCUGCUACAGGCCCUUCCGCAGGCACUGCAGCCCAGCAGGAUGCCGAGAGGCUCGCCCUCCCAGCCCUGCAACAGCGGAUCUCCCUCUUCCCUGGCACCCACCUGGCCCCCUACCUGGGCGCCUCACCCCUGGAGCGGGAUGGCGGGGCAGCGCACAACCCCCUUCUGCAGCACAUGGUCCUGCUGGAGCAGCCACCCACGCAGACGCCCCUUGUCACAGGCUGGUGUCUUCCAGGUCUGGGUGCGCUGCCCCUGCACACGCAGCCCCUGGUCGGCGCGGACCGUGUGUCCCCAUCCAUGCACAAGCUGCGGCAGCACCGCCCGCUGGGGCGCACGCAGUCGGCACCACUCCCCCAGAGCGCGCAGGCCCUGCAGCACCUGGUGAUCCAGCAGCAGCACCAGCAGUUCCUGGAGAAGCACAAGCAGCAUUUCCAGCAGCAGCAGCUGCACAUGGGCAAGAUAAUCCCCAAACCCAGUGAGCCGGCCCGGCAACCUGAGAGCCACCCCGAGGAGACAGAGGAGGAGCUCCGCGAGCACCAGGCCCUGCUGGAUGAGCCCUACCUGGAUCGCCUCCCAGGACAGAAAGAGGCACAUGCGCUGGCCGUGCAGGUGAAGCAGGAGCCCAUCGAGAGCGAGGAGGAGGAGGUGGAGCCCGAGCGGGAAGCAGAUCCUGGCCAGCGCCCGCCCUCCGAGCAGGAGCUGCUCUUCAGACAGCAAGCGCUCCUGCUGGAGCAGCAGCGGAUCCACCAGCUGAGGACCUACCAGGCAUCCAUGGAGGCUGCAGGCAUUCCUGUGUCCUUCAGCAGCCAUCGGCCUCUGUCCCGGGCACAGUCCUCCCCAGCAUCUGCCACCUUCCCGGUGACUGUCCAGGAGCCCCCCAGCAAGCCGAGGUUCACCACAGGCCUCGUGUAUGACACGCUAAUGCUGAAGCACCAGUGCGCCUGUGGGAAUACCAACAGCCACCCCGAGCACGCAGGGAGGAUCCAAAGCAUCUGGUCCCGCCUGCAGGAGACCGGCCUGCGCAGCAAGUGUGAGUGUGUCCGUGGACGGAAGGCCACCUUGGAAGAGCUGCAGACAGUGCACUCGGAGGCCCACACACUGCUCUAUGGCACAAACCCCCUCAACAGGCAGAAGCUGGACAGUAAGAAGCUUCUAGGCUCCCUGACCUCUGUGUUCGUGAGGCUCCCUUGUGGUGGCGUUGGGGUGGACAGCGACACCAUCUGGAACGAGGUGCACUCAUCGGGGGCUGCUCGUCUAGCCGUGGGCUGCGUGGUGGAGCUGGUCUUCAAGGUGGCCACGGGGGAGCUGAAGAAUGGCUUUGCUGUGGUCCGGCCCCCAGGACACCAUGCGGAAGAGAGCACGCCUAUGGGCUUUUGCUACUUCAACUCAGUGGCAGUUGCAGCCAGGCUCCUCCAGCAGCGACUGAACGUGAGCAGGAUCCUCAUUGUGGACUGGGAUGUGCACCAUGGGAACGGGACCCAGCAGGCUUUCUACAGUGACCCCAGCGUCCUCUAUGUGUCCCUGCACCGCUACGAUGAUGGAAACUUCUUUCCAGGCAGUGGAGCACCUGACGAGGUGGGCACAGGGCCAGGCAUGGGCUUCAACGUCAACAUGGCCUUCGCGGGUGGCCUCGACCCCCCCAUGGGAGACACAGAGUACUUGGCAGCCUUCAGAACCGUGGUCAUGCCAAUCGCCAAUGAGUUUGCCCCGGAUGUGGUACUGGUGUCAUCAGGCUUUGAUGCUGUGGAGGGCCACCCCACACCUCUUGGAGGGUACAACCUCUCUGCCAAAUGUUUCGGGUACCUGACAAAGCAGCUGAUGGGCCUGGCUGGUGGCCGGAUCGUGCUGGCUCUCGAGGGAGGCCAUGACCUAACAGCCAUCUGUGAUGCCUCUGAGGCCUGCGUUUCUGCUCUACUGGGAAACGAGCUUGAGCCUCUGCCAGAAAAAGUCCUACAACAGAGACCCAACGCCAAUGCUGUCCGCUCCAUGGAGAAGGUCAUGGAGAUCCACAGUAAGUACUGGCGCUGCCUGCAGCGCUUGGCCUCCACGGUGGGGCACUCACUGAUUGAGGCACAGAAAUGCGAGAAUGAAGAAGCCGAGACGGUUACUGCCAUGGCCUCACUGUCCGUGGGAGUGAAGCCCACUGAGAAGAGGCCAGAGGAGGAGCCCAUGGAGGAGGAGCCACCCCUGUAGCACCCUCUCAGAGCUGCUGUCCUCCUUUGUUUGUCUGUCUGGAAGCUCAGCCAGGAGACUUUCCCGUGUCACUCGUGCAUCCCACAUGGGCUCUCUUGAGCACAGGGACGCCAGGCAUGCAGUGGCAGUGGGAGGCCUUUCCACCACUUGGACCACAGGUCUCAAGAGGCAUGUGCACACUGGCGUGGUGGCUUCUCACGGACAUGGGAUGGUGCCGCGUGGACACACAGACAUGCGGAAGCCAAGCACACUCGGGCAGCCCCCGCACAGCCGCAGAGGAAGGAGCUGCGGCAGCUGGGGACAGUUGCCAGAUUUAGCUGACAUGAGAAAAGGAAAGUGAAAAUCAAAGAUCUAAUAAUACAAAACAAACUUGAUUGAAACUGGUGCUUAAAGUUUGAUUCUUACCCACAGUUCUACAGUCCCUGUGUAAACCACUCAGCUCAUCUUGUAGCUUUUUUUUAAAAAAAAAACAACAAAAAACAAAAAA
Messenger RNA from Octodon degus (degu), 4194 nucleotides. RefSeq names its product histone deacetylase 4 (gene Hdac4). The transcript is spliced from 27 exons. Gene Ontology annotation, cellular component: histone deacetylase complex. Bases 441 to 3707 code for a protein of 1088 amino acids. The record is from RefSeq and is a predicted model, not a curated record. NCBI's taxonomy places the organism in Eukaryota, Metazoa, Chordata, Mammalia, Rodentia, Octodontidae. Gene Ontology annotation, biological process: negative regulation of transcription by RNA polymerase II; chromatin organization. Gene Ontology annotation, molecular function: histone deacetylase activity.